Molecule: messenger RNA, 1570 nt
Organism: Limanda limanda (common dab)
Lineage: Eukaryota; Metazoa; Chordata; Actinopteri; Pleuronectiformes; Pleuronectidae
Gene: extl2
Product: exostosin-like glycosyltransferase 2
Exons: 6
Coding region: 53-1099 (348 amino acids)
Cellular component (GO): membrane
Molecular function (GO): glycosyltransferase activity
Source: RefSeq, a predicted model, not a curated record
AGUCAAUAUGGCGACCAUGAGAAGCUAGCGGUUUGUCUCCAGCACCAACAACAUGAGGGUCCCCCGUUGCUGCAUGGGUCUGCGACGAGCCUAUUUGAUCUGGCCAAUCUUACUGCUCCUCCUGGUCGGUGCAGCCCUGACGGCUCUGCUCCCCCCCACCGAGGACGGUAGAGGCCUGGACGUCCUGGGAGUGCUACGCCGUGCAUCACCGCAAAAGGAGAAUCCGGCACAGGGCGACCGUGGCGACAGCGCAGAGGGCGAGCACAAGUUCACCAUCGUCAUUCAAACGUACAACCGCACGGACAUUCUCCUCAAACUGCUCAACCAUUACCAGGCGGUGCCUCAUCUGCAGCGGAUCAUCAUAGUGUGGAACAACGUGAGGGAGCAGACGCCCCUGAAGCUGUGGAACUCUUUGGGGCCUCAUCCCGUCCCUGUGGUCUUUAAGGAGCAGACGACUAAUCAAAUGCGCAACAGACUUCAAUCGUUCCCUGAGAUUGACACUGAUGCUGUGUUGAUGCUGGACGACGACACCCUGGUCAGCGUUCCCGACAUCAGUUUUGCUUUCUCAGUCUGGAAGCAAUUUUCCGACCAGAUUGUUGGCUUUGUUCCACGGAAACACGUCUCAACACCUGGAGGAGUGUACAGUUACGGCAGCUUCGAACUGCAGGAUCCAGAAACGGCUGGAGGCGAUAGAUACUCCAUGGUGCUCAUCGGUGCUGCCUUCUUUCACCGCCGCUACCUGCAGCUCUUCCAGGACCAACCUCUAGCCGUGCAUGCGCUGGUGGACGAAACACAGAACUGCGACGAUAUUGCCAUGAACUUUGUUGUAGCCCAGUAUUUGAGGACACAUCUGAAGUCUGUAGGCAGGUUCAACAAACCCUCUGGGGUCUUUGUCAAACCUGUGGACGUUCGCAACCUGGAGAAGGAGGCCAGCAGCGGGUACCAGGGCAUGUGGCAUCGCCCCGAACACCUUCUCCAGAGGUCCUACUGUCUGAACAGGCUGUCGCAGAUCUAUGGCUCCAUGCCGCUUUGCUUCUCCAACCUGAUGGUCUCCCAGUUUGGUUUCCCCAGCUACGCCAACCACAAGAGCAGAGGCUGAGGAGGAGCCACAUCGCCGACUGCUCUGGAUUGAAAGAAGAAAAACUAGGAUUGCAAAGUAGAAAUCUGGACAAUGAUGGACUUUCCUCCAAAACAGUCAUUUCUACACAUGACUCAGUCUCACAUCGUGUCCAUAUUUGAAAAAGUAAACUGUACUGCUGCCAGAGCUGCCUUUGCUUCAGUAAAUCCAACUCUCACUGGGUUGUAGUUAAUCAAUACACAGCCUUGGAUCUGCUUUGACAGUUUGCCUUGUUGAAUUUAUAUAACUGAAAUUGAACUGACGUGAAAUAAAUGUUUAAAUUAUGAAAAUUUUAGUAAUGUAAGUGAAUAUUUUGCCAAAAAUAACCUUCCCAUCAAAGUCUGUCUGUGAUUAUUGUAAAUAAGAUGUACACUUAAACCAUGUCAGCAUGUACAGCAUUAAACAUACAUGUCAUGUUAUAAGUAAAAUAAAGCCAACUCCAUUUUCUAACAA